AUUAUUUUUAGUAAAUAGAUUAAAAUAAUAACAAAAUGAGAUAGGAUCCAUAUCAAAAAACCAUUCAGUGUUUAGGUUGUAUAAAAAUUAAGCAUGGAUUUCUUCUCAGAAAUAAUAGGAGAAACUGUGAUAUUGGGAAUUGAUUCUCUCAUUCUUGGCUUCUGUGUAAAACAAUUAUGUAAAUGUAAACAUAUUUUAAAUGCUUUACAGUCUGCACCAGUGUUAGAUAUAGACAAGACUUUGAAUAAAGAAAUAAACAAAUAUUCCAACAAUACAAUCCCGUAUGUAGUUAUAAGGGGUCUUGUGAGACCAUUGGGUAACCCAAUUACUAGCAACUAUAACAACACAGUCACUGGAGUUGUUCAAAGAUUAACAAUAAAAGAACAUGUAAUAGCAAGGACUUCAGCUGGGUUUUGGUCAGAUCAGACGCGUACAAUACAUGAGGUGUGCAACUCUACACCAUUUGUACUUAGCAAUGGGAAGUACAAUAUUGAAGUGGUUGAUGCUCUUGCUGCCGAGUUACUUGAUAUGGAUGUCAUAUCUGACAAAUUUGAGCCUAUGUCUCCUGGUGUAAUUGAUCAUGUGUGGGGCUUCUUUUCUGGUGUUCGCCAGCGUGGUUUGCAAACUAUGGAAGAAAUGCUCAGAGAUGGCUCCUACAUAACAGCUAUAGGAGAACUAAGUAGAAGCCACACUGGUGCUUUAAAAAUACAACCUCCAAAAGAUGGCUUACCAUUAUAUUUAACUACAGCCACAAAGUCCAGUUUACUGAAAAGAUUAGCUAGUUCCAGAGAUUUCUUAAGAGUGCUCUUAGUAGUUUUCGGCUCAGUGGCGGCAGUAGCAUCGUGUCGCAUAGCAUACAAGUACAUAAAGCGGCGGCGUCGGCGAACCUUGGAGGAGAAUAUUAAGAAACAACUCGCCGUCGGCAGGAAGGAGAGGCGCGCACUCGCGCGAGAUAGAAACCUCACAGAGAUGCAGCUGUGUGUAGUAUGCACAGAGAACCCAAAAGAGAUAAUACUACUUCCUUGUGGGCAUGUUUGUUUGUGUGAAGAUUGCUCAGACAAUAUUACCGACAACUGUCCAGUCUGCCGUGAGAAGAUAAGGUCGAGAGCACCUGCUUUUAUCACAUGAAAAUUGUUUUUAUAAUAUUUUGAAUUUAGGUGUCUUCAGAUUGGGGUAACUUAGGAAACAGUAACAGAGAUGAAUUUAUUAAUGUACAAAAUGUGUUUUUAU
Chilo suppressalis (striped riceborer) is the source of this 1230-nucleotide messenger RNA. The record is from the annotation of a GenBank genome assembly. NCBI's taxonomy places the organism in Eukaryota, Metazoa, Arthropoda, Insecta, Lepidoptera, Crambidae.